AUGAGUGUGAAUAAUAGUCAAAGUAGUGUUGAUGAGAAGCCUAACGACGCCUUCGCUGAAUUAGGAGAUGCCGCUCCAGUUGACGUCGAAGACGAGAUUGUUGCAAAAUUUUUGGGUGUCUCUGAAGAUGCUAGGGAAUCAGAGAAGUCAGAAAAGGAAAUGAGUUUCAUGGAAGCCGUGAGGACAUAUCCAAAGUGUGCUGGAUGGUCCUUUAUUUUUUCAAGUGGUCUUAUUAUGGAGGGAUAUGAUACAUUGCUUUUAAGUUCUAUGUAUGCCUUACCCGCUUUUUGUAGGAGAUUUGGUACCUGGGAUGAGAGCAGCAACAGCUAUCAGGUGUCAUCAGGCAAGCAGACUGGUUUGAAUGUGUGUGUGUCUAUUGGUGAAAUUAUAGGUUUACAAUUUGCCGGUACUAUUGCUGACCGUAUUGGAACUCGAAUGACAUUGGUUGGCUCUCUUGUUCUUAUUACGUGCUAUAUUUUCUUAUUCUUUUUUGCAAGAAAUUAUGCUAUGCUUGUGGUUGGUCAGCUUCUCUGUGGAAUGCCAUGGGGUUGCUUCCAGACAUUGGCCACCACCUAUGCUUCUGAGGUUUGUCCCAUGGUGUUGAGAUACUAUCUCACAUCUUAUGUCAAUGUUGCUUGGGUUCUUGGACAGCUUGUUGGAGCAGGAGUAAUGAAAAACUCUGAUUCGCGUCUUUCCACUAAAGAGUCGGGAUGGAAAUUACCUUUUGGACUUAUGUGGAUAUGGCCAGUUCCUUUGGCAAUUGGAAUUUACCUUGCACCUGAGUCUCCAUGGUGGUUAGUCAAAAGGGGUAGACUUGCUGAUGCAGGUAAAAGUGUGAAACGUUUGCUUUCAGGAAUGACCGAAGAGAGGAAGGAUAUCGUGGCAGAUUUAAUGGUCAAAAAGAUGAAAAUGACAAGCGAAAAGGAAAAGGAAAUUGAAAAGACGGCUACGUACUUGGAAUGCUUUAAAAAGAGAAACUGGAGGAGAACUCGUAUUGCAUGUAUCACUUUCAUCAUUCAAAACGAGGGAGGUAGUGCACUAGUGGGAUACUCAACAUACUUCUACGAAAAAGCUGGUGUUUCUGAUUCUUGGUCCUUUAAUUUCACGAUCAUUCAAGACUGCUUAGGACUUAUUGGAAACAUCAUUUCUUGGUUUUUGUCUCCCCAUAUUGGACGUGCUACCAUGUUCAUAAGUGGUGUUGGCAUCCAUAUUGUUUUGAUGCUAGUAAUUGGUAUCAUUGGAUUUGUGGGUCAUGGAAGUACUAGCGGAUACGCAGUUGGUGUAUUAUUGAUGAUCUUUGAUUUUGUGUACUACGUCACUGUUGGUCCCGUUACAUAUUGUAUUGUUCCAGAGAUUCCUUCUGUUAAGUUGAGAAACAAGACAGUGGUUCUUGCAAGAAAUUGCUACAAUCUCGUUGGAAUUGUUUUUAAUUGUGUGAUGACCCCAUACAUGUUGAAUCAAUGGAAUUGGGGUGCAAAGACUGGUAUUUUCUGGGCUUGCUUUGAUGUUGUCUGGUUUAUUUGGUGCAUCUUUGAGCUUCCAGAAACAAAGGACAGGACAUUUGCGGAGAUUGAUGAGCUUUUCGAAGAAGGUGUGCCAUCAAGGAAAUUCAAGUACACUGUUGUCGAUCCAUUUGAAAACAAGAAGUUAUUGGAACACUUUGACAGUGAACAUGUCAACCGGUUGGCUAACAUUGACAUUGCCGAAAAGUCUAAUAGCGUCGAUGCUUGA
Messenger RNA from Brettanomyces nanus, 1731 nucleotides. RefSeq lists its product as uncharacterized. The record is from RefSeq and is a predicted model, not a curated record. Gene Ontology annotation, biological process: transmembrane transport; carbohydrate transport. NCBI's taxonomy places the organism in Eukaryota, Fungi, Ascomycota, Pichiomycetes, Pichiales, Pichiaceae. The coding region runs from base 1 to 1731 and encodes 576 amino acids. The transcript has a single exon. Gene Ontology annotation, molecular function: carbohydrate:proton symporter activity. Gene Ontology annotation, cellular component: membrane.